Messenger RNA from Coccidioides immitis RS, 1296 nucleotides. RefSeq lists its product as uncharacterized. Lineage: Eukaryota; Fungi; Ascomycota; Eurotiomycetes; Onygenales; Onygenaceae. The coding region runs from base 168 to 1091 and encodes 307 amino acids. The transcript is spliced from 3 exons. The record is from RefSeq and is a predicted model, not a curated record.
CCUGAUCCUGCUCGAGAACGCCGCCGGUGUGCCCAAGAAUCUCCCCUCCCCUCUCCCAAAAGUUGUCUUUGCUAGUAGUCGCAGUCAGCUGGGUGGACUGUGACAUUUUUGCACCCAAUUGAGUCCCCCAUCCCUUCCGAUCACGUUCUCGCACAAUCCAGCCCACCAUGUUUUACCGAGCAACCGCUGCCCGCUCCAUCCUCCGAGCGGCUCCGUCUACGGUCAAUGCCUCUAUAACCCGCUCUAUCUUAACGAAUACCAUCUUCAAGUCGCAGUUCACAGCCUCUGCUCGCCAAUCGCCUUUCGUCCGUCCCACCACCUUGGCCCUCGCUACCCGAAAGCCGGUAACCACCGCCUUGGUUCGAUAUGCUUCUACCGCAGAAAAGAAGGCAGGCACCGAGCUUGUUGAGGACCCAGACGUCGACAUGAUGGCUGGCGUGAAGAAUGACGUGAAAGUCAUCAAGGACACAUUCAGUCUCCAGGAUGUCCCAAAGGAAGCUCUCUAUCUCGGUUUGGCCGGUGUUACCCCAUAUGUGGUCACUUCCCUCAACACCAUCUACCUUGCCUGGGAGAUGAACAACGCAUUGACCACCGGCAGCGGCAAAUAUAUCUCGGGAGAGACCGCUGAGCUCCUCAUGAACGUCAUGGAGCCAAUCCAGGUUGGCUAUGGCGCUGUGAUCCUUUCGUUCCUCGGUGCUAUCCACUGGGGUCUGGAGUGGGCUGGAUAUGGCGGCAAGGUUGGCUACAGACGUUACGCUUACGGAGUCAUUGCUCCAGCUGUCGCCUGGCCAACUCUGCUGUUCCCAGCUGAAUAUGCGUUGAUCACUCAGUUCCUCGCCUUCACCUUCCUGUACUAUAACGACGCUCGUGCGGCUGUCAAGGGAUGGACCCCAUCCUGGUACCACAUGUACCGCUUUGUUCUCACCUUCGUUGUUGGUGCCAGCAUUGUUGCCAGUCUUAUCGGACGUGAGCAACUGGCGUCCCACUAUGCCUCGAAGCACGGCGUUGCCGAUAAGGUCCAGGCUUUAAGAUCGAUUGAGUGGAAGAACGAGGCUGAGGCUGCGAAGGAAGCUGAGGGCAAGGAGGAAUAAGCCAGCUGCAGUCAAGUGAUGGUGUAGACAAGCGGAAAAAAGUUUGCAUUAGCAUUGGUGGCAGUGGGUUGGUGUUGUUCAUCAUUCCCUAGGAUCGUGUGUAGAUUAGCUGGAUCACCCUUUUUUUUGUUUGGAACUUGCGAACGCAAUAAUUUCAUUUGUUCAGUUUUCAUGUAAAUAUGUUCAAUAAAUUGAUUGGAAUGGC